This is a messenger RNA of Rosa rugosa (rugosa rose), 606 nucleotides long. RefSeq names its product large ribosomal subunit protein eL32z-like. Gene Ontology annotation, cellular component: ribosome; cytosolic large ribosomal subunit. Gene Ontology annotation, molecular function: structural constituent of ribosome. The transcript is spliced from 4 exons. Bases 57 to 458 code for a protein of 133 amino acids. Gene Ontology annotation, biological process: translation. Lineage: Eukaryota; Viridiplantae; Streptophyta; Magnoliopsida; Rosales; Rosaceae. The record is from RefSeq and is a predicted model, not a curated record.
AAAACUCGAGCCAGGCCGCCGAGCUAAACCCUAAGGAGGAGGAGGUGAGUGAAAAAAUGGCGGUUCCGCUGUUGAAGAAGGCGAUUGUGAAGAAGAGGGUCAAGCAGUUCAAGAGGCCCCAAUGGGACCGCAAGAUCUGCGUCAAGACCAACUGGAGGAGGCCUAAGGGUAUUGACUCUCGUGUACGAAGAAAGUUCAAGGGAGUUACUCUCAUGCCCAACAUUGGUUAUGGUUCUGACAAGAAGACUCGCCAUUAUCUUCCCAAUCAUUUCAAGAAGUUUGUUGUGCACAAUGUCAAGGAGCUAGAAGUUCUGAUGAUGCACAAUAGGACCUAUUGUGCCGAGAUUGCACACAAUAUCUCCACAAGGAAGAGGAAGGAAAUUGUUGAGAGAGCCGCCCAGCUUGACGUUGUUGUCACUAACAAGCUUGCUAGGUUGCGUAGCCAAGAGGAUGAAUGAGCUUUUUUUAGCCAUGUUUUGUAGUGGUUCUUUUGUUUUGACCUGAAAAAUGAGUUGUAGACAAAUUUUUAAUACUCAUUAUUGAAUAACUACUCUGGCUUAUUACUGUGUUGUGAAAUCUUACACAAGGUUUCCAGUGUUUGAUUCA